Molecule: messenger RNA, 2480 nt
Organism: Thunnus maccoyii (southern bluefin tuna)
Lineage: Eukaryota; Metazoa; Chordata; Actinopteri; Scombriformes; Scombridae
Product: histone-lysine N-methyltransferase SETDB1-A-like
Exons: 10
Coding region: 244-1995 (583 amino acids)
Biological process (GO): negative regulation of gene expression; heterochromatin organization
Cellular component (GO): nucleus
Molecular function (GO): histone H3K9 methyltransferase activity
Source: RefSeq, a predicted model, not a curated record
UUAAAGUACAGUUUGCUGCUCAGAACUCUGACUCCUGAUAAUUCGUCUUUUUUGAAACAUCAAAUAGAAGUUUUGUCCUUGAGCUGAUCUGAAACUUUUUCAACUGAGAUUCAAAGAUUUGACACAAUAGUGCCUUAUGCUGACUUACCCACUGACCAGUUCUUGGGUUGGUCACUCAAGUCCUGAAAAUCAUCAAAAUCCACAGUGGGAUUUAAGUUGGUGCCAGCUUGUCUCUGUGUGUGAAUGGCUCUUAGAGUGAAUAUGGAGGAGGAUGAGAUGGAGAUGACCAAAGAGGAGCUCCAGAAGUGGAUCAGGGAGAGGAUAAAGAAGAUGGAGCUGAUAUCCUCAAAUGUGCUAGAGAAAUGCCUUCUACUGCUGUCUGUGCUGGAAAGGAGAGAGAAACAAGCCGCCAACUUCCUGAAGCUCUGCGAGUCUGUGACAGCAUGUGAAGCAAUUGUGAAGAAACAAUACUCUUUGCUGGGGUGGGAGUACAGAGACACAGAUUCUGAUGAUGAUGACGAUAAUAUCAAAGGCUGUGGAAGUAUACCUUCAUCCCCAUGUGAGUCUGUUCUCUCUGAGACUCAAGUGCCUAGCCCUCCAGCUACUAACGGCCCCACUCCUCUGCCCCCAAAGCGAGAGGAAAGUGCUGACCUAAAUGAAGAUGAUUGCAAGAAAAGUUCUUUUAGUCUAAAGAGAGAACUAGUGGUGGUCUUGACCAGACUUCCUAAAAGUAAGAUUGCUGCUUUACGUCUACCUACGCCUCAGAAUCAGUACGGUAAACAUGAAUCCUUAAGUGAUUCAGAUUCUGAUGUAGAACGGGAACCAGAAGAUGACACAAAUGAUUCUGAUUAUUGCUUCUCAAGUUUCACGAGUAUGGUGAACAAGAGGAGAAAAAUAAAGUUGGAAAGAGAAGAUGACUCAACUGAUUCUGACUUUUCAAUCUUGAGUUUUACGAGUAGGGCAAACAAGAGGAGAAAAAUUGAUAAAGAUAAUAAAAUAACUGCUAAGAGCAACACCACCAAGACAUCAACACUUCAAGCCAGCGCAAAUGCCGACACGAAGAACAACGCCACACAGACAUCAACACUUCAAGCCAGCGCAAAUACCGACACGAAGAGCAAUGCAAUGAAGACAUCAUUGCCCCAAGCCAGCACAAAUGCUGACGGCAAAAGCAACACAGGGGGAACAUCAACACCCCAAGGCAACAGAAAUACCAACGCCAAGAGCAAUACAACAAACACAUCACCAAAGCCAGCAAACACCAACGGAGCAUUGCCUGUGUGCAUAGUAUCAACUCUUUGCCAAUCAUCUGACAAAGCCACCAAGGUCCUUCCUAGCAUGCCACAAGAAAAGAUCACUGUGGGCAUGAACGUCCUGGCCAGGAGGAAGGCCAUGAGCUGGAAAUGGGGGAAAAUCAUGGAAAUUGUAGAAAGGGAAGAUGGAAGGUUGAAAUACAAGAUCAAUUUUGAGAUGAAAGGGAAGUGCCUUGUCUCUGGACACCACAUUGCUUUUCACUGCGUGCCAAAGGUGGAUCAGCUGUAUGUCGGUGCUCGUGUGGUGGUCAAGUGUCAAGGUGACAAGCCAAAGUUUUCCCCUGGUGUCCUGGCAGAGCUUCCAAUCAGGAAAAACCGCAUGAGGUUCCUGGUCUUUCUUGAUGAUCACAUGCCGAUGUAUGUUGGUUUACCUUUACUUCACCUGGUGUGCAGACCGUUGACGGACCCAUUGGACGAUAUUCCAAAUGGCAUCCACAAGAAUUUCAUGAAGGGCUAUAUGAAGGCCUGGCCUAACCCACCCCAGACCCAGUACCAGGUUGGACGGACCCUUAAUGUAGAAUUAAAUGGAGUCCAGAAGAAGUGUGAGGUGCUGCAGGUUGACUCCAGCUUGGUACAGGUUGUUUUUCAGGAAGAUCAACACAAGGAAUGGAUAUACCGAGGCUCUAUGCGCUUGGAACACAUGAUUACUAUCAGGGAACUAAUGCAGUUGAAAAAGAACUAGCCACAAAAGAAGAUGAAUACUUCAGGCAAUGAUACCUGGAUACCUAUUCCAAGAUGACACUGCCUGCAUUCCAGUGAACAUUGCUCAUCAGGCACAUAUUUUUUUGGGGUCUGUGCACCUUUUCUGGCUGUGCAGGAUAAGAGCAUACGCAUUAAAGUGGUCUUCCACCAGCAGAUAUGGCUGCAUUGUGCAAGGCAGGACCUCAUUAUCACCUGCUGUGAGAGGGUUGCCUCCAGAGAGAAUCUCCUUUUGCUCAAACAUGCUUGGUGUGCACCAAGUGACCCGCAAUUCAGACUAUGACCACUAUACCAAAAUCUCUUCACACCUCAUCAGUGUCCCUGCAAGAUGGGGAUGGGACCAUGGAUUGGUCUCACAUGUGCUGCUGAAGGAGUUACUGAGAAUUGUCAAAAACCUUGAAUUUUUUAUUUUUAUUGGUAUUUAUUUGUUUGUGUGUUCUUAAAUAAAAAUUGUGUAAUUUUCUUCAA